AUGGUGACCCACACAGAUUCUGAGCAAGUUGUCCCUGUCCAUGGGCGUGUGGUGAGUUUGGGAGAUCCAGAGAAGAAGUACACUGGAUGGAAACCUAUUGGCAGUGGGGGGUUUGGAACCGUUUAUAAGGCCUUCAAUGCUGCCACAGGACGAGCGGUGGCCGUAAAGCAAGUUAAUCUCCAGCAGCAGGGCUGCGAGGAUGUGUUGAAGGAAAUCCUGGUCAUGAAGGAAUAUAAGAACCCCAAUAUUGUCACCUACCUAGAAAGCUACCUUGUCAGUGAGGAUGUCCUGGUGGUGUUGGAGUAUAUGGAUGGAGGCUCCUUAGCUGAUGUGGUCAGCAUGAAAAGGAUGGCUGUAGGACACAUAGCAACAGUGUGUCGGGAGUGCCUGCAAGGCCUGGCUUUCCUUCAUGCCAACCAGGUGAUCCACAGAGACAUCAAAAGUGACAACAUCCUUCUGGGCCGGGAUGGCUCCGUCAAGCUGGCUGAUUUUGGCCUCUGUGCUCCGUUCAGCCCUGAGCAGAGUAAACGGAGGUCGAUGGUCGGGACCACUUGCUGGAUGGCACCCGAGGUGGUGAGAAGAGAGCCAUACGGCCCCAAAGUGGACAUCUGGUCCCUUGGCAUCGUGGGAAUAGAAAUGGCCAAAGGAGAGGCUCCUUAUAUUCGGGAAACCAGUGAGAGGGCUAACUACCUGAUAGGCAAGCAAGGCGUACCAGACCUGCACAAGCUCAGGCUGCCCUCUGGCUUGUGUGAAUUUCUGGGCUGCUGCCUGCAGAUGGAUGUGGACAGGCGAGGCUCUGCCAAGGAACUUCUGCAGCAUCCAUUUCUCCAGUCAGCGGAGCCUCUCUUAAACCUCUUCUGA
This is a messenger RNA of Vidua macroura (Pin-tailed whydah), 861 nucleotides long. Its product is annotated as serine/threonine-protein kinase PAK 3-like. Gene Ontology annotation, biological process: intracellular signal transduction; regulation of axonogenesis; protein phosphorylation. Gene Ontology annotation, cellular component: cytoplasm. Lineage: Eukaryota; Metazoa; Chordata; Aves; Passeriformes; Viduidae. The transcript has 9 exons. Gene Ontology annotation, molecular function: protein serine/threonine kinase activity; ATP binding. The record is from RefSeq and is a predicted model, not a curated record. Bases 1 to 861 code for a protein of 286 amino acids.